GCGCUGAAGGAACCAGCAGAGCGGCAGCCCCUUCUAGUGAACGCAGCGCCAGUCAGCAUGGACACGGGAUUCUACCAAGGCGCGGCUGCUCAGCAGCACAACAACUUUGACCCCUCUGGGAAGUACAAACUCAAAUGCGAGGGCGCUUUCGUGGCAGUCGAGUGCGCCAUUGGCGAGAGUGAUGGGCUGAAGAGCCAGGGCAGUGUGAUGGUGACCAUGAGCGGCAACGUGGAUAUCGACACCAAGAUGGAGGGCGGGCUAGGGUCAUCCCUGCUUCGCUGCUGCUGCGCUGGCGGCUCAAUGUUCUUCAGCCACUACUCGAUCAAGCCUGGCCAGGGUCCUCGUGGCGAUGUGCUGCUCGCGCCGCCCGUGCCUGGCGAGGUGAUGUUGCUCCACCUCGAUGGCAGUAGCCCAGGCUGGGUGGUGCAGCCCGGCGGAUACCUGGCGUGUGACCACAGCGUCAGCAUCGGCGUGAAGAUGCUCGACCUUGCGCAGGGCUGCUGCGGCGGCGAGGGCUUCUUUGUGAUGGAGGCCAACGGCCGCGGCCGGCUGCUCAUCUGCUCCUACGGCGCCAUCACGCGGUACGACCUCGCGCCGGGCGAGAAGCGGAAGAUUGACAACGGCUACUGCGUGGCGUGGACCAGCGGCAUGCAGUGGAACAUCGCCAAGGCUGCCAGGGGGCUGUGGAACACGGUGAUUUCGGGCGAGGGGCUGGUGGCGAACUUCACGGGGCCCGGCACUGUGUUCGUGCAGACGCGCUCCAUGCAGAACCUGGCCAACGCGCUCAUGCCGUACCUGCCCAAGACGGGCGGCGGCGGCGGUGGCAGUGGCGGUGCCGAGAUCAAUUUGGGGUAGGGUUGGGCCAAGGUGGGUAGGUUAGAUAGAGGCUCCGCUGGCCAGAGUGAUCGAGCAUCAAGUAGGUACGCGUCCAUGUGGCCCCUUUGAGUCCGGAGGCGCAUGUGAUCCCGAAGUAAUGCCGAGUGCCGUUAUGUAAAAUUGGAAUGUUGCGUUCCUUGUGAUGGUGACUAUUUAGAGUGAUGUGUCCUGACUGGUGUAACAGGACAGGGGGGGGGUACGAACUGAACCUCCAGACCCCAUGUCCCA
Molecule: messenger RNA, 1104 nt
Organism: Chlamydomonas reinhardtii
Lineage: Eukaryota; Viridiplantae; Chlorophyta; Chlorophyceae; Chlamydomonadales; Chlamydomonadaceae
Exons: 7
Coding region: 58-855 (265 amino acids)
Source: RefSeq, a predicted model, not a curated record